Molecule: messenger RNA, 2554 nt
Organism: Patiria miniata (bat star)
Lineage: Eukaryota; Metazoa; Echinodermata; Asteroidea; Valvatida; Asterinidae
Product: kanadaptin-like
Exons: 13
Coding region: 13-2496 (827 amino acids)
Molecular function (GO): protein binding; mRNA binding
Source: RefSeq, a predicted model, not a curated record
GGAAAAACCAAAAUGGCAGCCACCAUGGAAGAUACAGAAAAAAUGAAAACAUCUUCAGCAGACGACAUCGAAAAUGCAGCUCCAUGUGAAGCAGUGGUUCCAUCACGGGUCAUUUCUGAUGACAUGGAUGAAGGCAGAGACGUCACAAAAAACACUGAAGAAACAAGUGGAUCUGUUUCUUUCUCAGCAGAUAAGCAAGAUGCAGUAGGAUUUAAACUGCCUGGACUUCCACUUCCAUCCAAAACCGGUGCUCAAAAAUUGCAUUCAUCAGCAGCUUCAAAAGCUUUGGAGCAAAGACCUAAGAAUGAUGAACCUCCGGAUAAUGCAGUUCCAACAUCACAGUCUGACGAGGACCGGUUCGCAUUCCCAAAGCCUCAAUCAGCCACUAACUCAAAACCUAGCAAGAACCCAAACAUUUCAGGACCACCCCCCAAGGAAGAACAUUCAAGUCCAUGUGGUGUUCAAGCACGAGCGCCAGUCACUACGGAGAAGAAAGUCCGGGAGAAGUCGCCUGCCGAAAAACUUGCAAAAGCACCGCCCUUGCCUUACAAAGAACCAUCCUGGAGCGGAGUCCCACAGAAAGAGUAUUUUCUUGAUGUCUUGAAGGGCGGGGCCAUCAUUUCUAAGAUACCCCUGAACGAUAAAAGCUACCAUGUCUUUGGGAGGUUGGAGACCUGUGAUAUUCCUCUUGAGCACCCUUCUCUGUCACGCUAUCAUCUUGUGCUGCAGUAUCGACUGACGGGCGACAGUGAGCACGAUCCUGGCUUCUAUCUCUAUGAUCUCGGCAGCACGCACAGCUCCUGGUUCAACAAGCAGCAGAUGGAGGGACGAGUUUUCUACAGGAUCAGGGUGGGGCACAUGUUCAAGUUGGGCGGGAGCUCCCGGAUGUAUAUUCUGCAGGGACCAUCGGAAGACCAGGAGGCAGAGUCGGAGCUGAGUGUAAAGGAAUUGAAGGAGCUACGACAACAGCAGCUGGCUGAGCUGGAAGAACAGAAGAGCAGGAAGCAGGAAAAAGAGGAGGCAGAGAUUAGACAAGAAGAAGAGAAAGAUGCAGGCAUCAGCUGGGGAAUGGAUUAUGAGGAUGCAGAUGAUGCAGACACAGCAGGUGACAACCCAUUUGCCAUCAUGACUCAAGAUGAGAAAGAAGCCAGCUACAUCAAAGACCCUAAGAAGACUCUCAGGGGUUACUUUGAGAGAGAAGGAUAUGAUCUGGAAUACAAUGUGGAAGAAAAGGAAAGUGGUUUCAGUAAACAGUUUGUCUGCAAAGUAGAGUUGCCCAUAGAUGAUGCCAGUGGGAGGCCUAUCUAUGCCGAGGCAGCCGUCCAAGGCAAGAAGAAGGAAGCGGUAGUGGCCUGUGCGUUGGAAGCAUGUCGGAUCCUGGAUGCACACGGUGUGCUACGACAAGCCACGCACGAAAGUCAUAAGAGGAAAGCUAAGAACUGGAAGGAGGAUGAUUACUAUGACAGCGAUGAGGAUACCUUCCUGGAUCGGACCGGGGAGAUUGAGAAGAAGAGAAUGAUGCGGAUGAAGAAAGCUUGCGUCGUCAAGGAGAAAGCGCAGACUUACGAUUCACUGAAAUCUCAGCUUUAUGAAGUGGAGACUGAAAUGGAGAAGAUUGAAAAGGAAAUGACAGCUGUCAGUAAAAGCAGUGCGGCCUCAGUGGUUGAAGAUGAUUCUCUCGACGCCUUCAUGGAGAGCAUCAAGAGUGGCAAGACACUGGACAAGACCUGGCGGGCUAGGCUCAAGCUGCGCCUGAUCGAACUCCGGAAGGAGCAAGCUAGACUCACGCGGCUGGUGGAGAUCGCCAAGCCUGCCAGCAUGCCAGCACUGCAAAAGCCGUCAACGCAGACAAGUUUUGCAGCUCUGAGCAAGAAGCUACCUAUGUUUGGCUCCAUUAAGGGCAGAGCCUGCUUAAAGCCAAAGUUGAAACCUGUGGUCCCGUCUCGCAUAGCCACGCCUCUGUCUUCGACCAGCCAGCGGGAAACAGAUAGAGAAGUGGAGGAUGAAGAAGACGAAGAUGAACCUGAAGAAGUAGUCUCCCCUUCAGCCACUACCAGCUCAUCAAAGCACAUGGGAGUUGCAUUGCCUGAUAGACCCAUGGCAUCAUCUCCUGGAACGGAGGCUACAAGUACUACUGACGCUGAACACAAGCCAAGUUCUUCUGGGGGCAGAUUGGAUUUCCCGUCGCCCUCCGCCCCAAAACUUGGGCCCUCUCUCUCGACAGAGAUCAGGAAACAAAACCACCAGGAAGCAAACAGUGAGGGGAAGGUGUUGACGCAAACAGCGGCACCCAUGGAAACGGAAUGGAGAUCUCCCGAUGAGAGCAAGACAGAUCUUCCUGAUGAGAGAGCCAAGAGGGUGAAGACGACCAAGAAAGCCCUCAUGGAGAGAGAGGUGGAGGAGACUGAGGACAAGGAAGACUUUACUGACUGGACGCCUCCUGUAGGUCAAACCGGAGAUGGAAGGACACAUCUGAAUGCAAAGUUUGGCUACUGACGUGAUGCUCUGAAAACGGUGAUCAUCACCAGUAGGACUGGCUUGGCAAGGGAAGCAU